AUGCGAGCGCACAUUGAAGAAGAUGCCCAGAGGUUUUACUGGGAUCUGACCAUGCUGCUCCUGAUGGUGGGCAAUCUGAUCAUCAUCCCGGUCGGCAUCACCUUCUUUAAAGAUGAGCACACGCCGCCGUGGAUCGUCUUCAACGUGGUCUCCGACACUUUCUUCCUGAUGGAUCUGGUGCUAAACUUCCGCACGGGGAUCGUUAAGGAGGACAACGCAGAGAUCAUCCUGGACCCUCAGCAGAUCAAGAUCAAGUAUCUGCGCUCGUGGUUCGUGGUGGACUUCAUCUCCUCCAUCCCCGUGGACUACAUCUUCCUCAUAGUGGAGACGCGCAUCGAUUCGGAUUUCUACAAGACGGCGCGAGCUCUGCGGAUCGUCAGAUUCACCAAAAUCCUCAGUCUGCUGCGGCUGCUACGGCUCUCACGCCUCAUACGAUACAUACACCAGUGGGAGGAGAUUUUUCAUAUGACCUAUGACCUGGCCAGUGCAAUGGUGCGAAUCGUCAACUUGAUAGGGAUGAUGCUGCUGCUCUGCCACUGGGACGGAUGUCUGCAGUUUCUGGUGCCCAUGCUGCAAGACUUCCCUGCUGACUGCUGGGUGGCCAAAAACAAGAUGGUGAACGACACGUGGGGUCAGCAGUAUUCCUACGCUCUCUUCAAGGCCAUGAGCCACAUGCUGUGUAUAGGAUAUGGCAUGUAUCCUCCCGUGGGCAUGACAGACGUGUGGCUGACCAUCCUCAGCAUGAUCGUGGGUGCCACGUGUUACGCCAUGUUUGUUGGGCACGCCACAGCGCUGAUCCAGUCCCUGGACUCCUCGCGCAGGCAGUAUCAGGAGAAGUAUAAGCAGGUGGAGCAGUACAUGUCCUUCCAUAAGCUGCCAGCAGACAUGAGACAGCGGAUCCAUGAUUACUAUGAACACAGAUACCAGGGCAAGAUGUUUGAUGAAGAGAGCAUUCUGGGAGAACUCAAUGAGCCACUGAGAGAGGAGAUCAUAAACUUCAACUGUCGGAAGCUGGUAGCGUCCAUGCCACUGUUCGCCAAUGCAGAUCCUAAUUUUGUGACAUCGAUGCUCACUAAACUUCGCUUCGAGGUCUUCCAGCCGGGCGACUACAUCAUACGAGAAGGAACCAUCGGGAAGAAGAUGUACUUCAUCCAGCAUGGCGUGGUGAGCGUCCUUACCAAAGGAAACAAGGAGACCAAGCUGUCGGACGGAUCCUACUUUGGAGAGAUCUGUCUGCUGACGCGGGGUAGACGCACCGCCAGCGUCCGGGCCGACACAUACUGCCGCCUGUACUCUCUGUCUGUGGACAACUUUAAUGAGGUGCUGGAGGAGUAUCCCAUGAUGAGGAGAGCGUUUGAGACUGUUGCCCUCGACCGGCUCGACCGCAUCGGAAAGAAGAACUCUAUUCUCCAGCACAAGGUCCAGCAUGACUUGAAUUCAGGAGUGUUGAACUACCAGGAAAGUGAGAUCAUCCAGCAGAUCGUGCAGCAUGAUCGGGACAUGGCCCACUGUGCAAACCUUCUGCAAAGUCCAUCUCCGCCCGCUCCUCCGUCCCCGACUCCAGUCAUCUGGGCUCCACUGAUCCAGGCACCUCUACAGGCCGCUGCAGCCACCACAUCAGUGGCUAUCGCACUAACACACCACCCACAUCUUCCCGCUACACUCUUCCGACCUCCAGUUUCCCUUCUCGGAUCCAGAAACGAGCCUCCCAGCAGACUUAAGAGAUUUCAGACGGUUGCACCAAAAACAGGAUCAACCUCUGAUUCUCCAUCCACCUCCCCAUCAAAGCUUCAUCCAGGAGUGGAUACUCCUCUUCUAUCAUCCCUUCAUACUCAACACUCAUCAGUCACCAUUAAUCCUAGUACUACUACCAAUCAGCCAGUGUCAUUCAGAAGCUUCACUACUCCAUCAGCUUCUCCGACAUUAAGCACAGCGCAGCUUCAUUCACAACCAAGACAAAAACAGUCAAGUACGCCUCCUCUAUCAGCACGCCUGCAAGCAGCAGGAGCACAUCCGCCCGGGAUCCUCACUACAGCCUCAUCAAACACUAGUGCACUUUCAGCAGGACUAUCCACUCAUUCCCCUACUCACAGUUAUCCUCCACCAAAACACCCUCAAACAGGCUCCCUGCAGUUCGCAUCUGGAGGAGGGAAGAGUGGGUUAACCCUGUUUCACAGUCCCACACCCGGAUCUCCAAUCUCCAUCCGUUCCCAAGCCCCCGAGAGCUCCACGUCAUCCCAGACACAGCCCUCGUUUUCCAGUUACCUUGCUUUGGAAAGGUCAGCGCUGGCCUCGAUCGCUCAGUACGGCUCAGCGAACGCCUCGCCGAGCUACACGCCUUUAGCCCUCAGCCCGACCGUUCAGAGUCCCGUCACGGGGAGAACUUUCCAGUACAGUGACCCAUCCAGCGCCGCCGGCUCCCACACGUCCCUGCUCCUCCCGCAGUCCUCCUGUCCAGGCCAGCUCCCGGGUCACCACUCCUCCGGGACGGACUCUCCUCUGGGCCGCUUUUAUGAGGAUUUAAACAUACUGUCCAGCUCUCCCCAAUCUCUCUGCGUAGAAGGAGCGGGUCAGUCUUCCCCUGGUUAUUUAUCGCCGUAUUUAUCACCGACACUAACGCCCAAACCCUGUAGCUCGGUUUCAGGGCACAUGUCGGGUCCCGUACAGACUUCUCCAGGCCCUCGAGGUCAGGCUCUUUCAAUAGGGACGUCACCCGCACUUUCUCUCCCGCGCACCUCCGAUGGGGAACUAGAACCGCUGAGAUCCAAACUCCCCUCCAAUUUGUGAGGCAAAUUCACACCCUCCUAACGCACCAACAGCGAUCUUCCUCCGUGUGACCUUUUCUUUCGUUAUCUCUGUAUGGGCACUGUGUUAUAAUCUUUUAAAUAUCUAAAUAUUACUGU
Molecule: messenger RNA, 2903 nt
Organism: Danio aesculapii
Lineage: Eukaryota; Metazoa; Chordata; Actinopteri; Cypriniformes; Danionidae
Gene: hcn4
Product: hyperpolarization activated cyclic nucleotide-gated potassium channel 4
Exons: 8
Coding region: 1-2787 (928 amino acids)
Biological process (GO): transmembrane transport; potassium ion transport
Cellular component (GO): membrane
Molecular function (GO): voltage-gated potassium channel activity
Source: RefSeq, a predicted model, not a curated record